AGUGGUUUGGAAACAUGGGAACAGACGGAAGAGUUACUAUGUGGAUUUAUUACUGAUAAAAUGGAUAUUGAUGGUUCACAGAUAGAAUUUCAGAUUGUUCACCGUUUAACUUAUGCCCGUAGCCGACCACAACCAAUAAUAGGCAAGUUUCUUAGGUAUAAACAGAGGGAUGAAGUUCUACGUGCUGCUGAGAAAUUAAAAGGGACAGAAUUCCGUAUUCGCGAGGACUUCACUCCUAAAAUCAGAGAUCUACGCCGAAAAUUAGGUAAAUUUGUGGUGGAUGCAAGAGCAGAAGGUAAAACAGUUAAAGUUUUGUACGAUAAAAUUAAAAUCGAUGACACUGUGUAUAUUUAUGACGAGGUAAUGAAGAACAUUAAACCACUGCGUAGCCUGAAUUAUUCGUCGCCAUUGCUACCAUAG
Molecule: messenger RNA, 420 nt
Organism: Saccoglossus kowalevskii
Lineage: Eukaryota; Metazoa; Hemichordata; Enteropneusta; Harrimaniidae
Source: RefSeq, a predicted model, not a curated record